AUGGUGCCGCUCAGGCUCCUGGAACUUCUCUGUGCUUUACUUAUCCCUGCCCUCCACAGCCUGCCCUGGUCCACGGAUAUCUCUGAGAGCAAAGGCCCUGGCACUGUCCUUCAGACUUUCCUCUUCAACUGUUCCUCCUACAUGCCUACCCUGGAGUUACUCAGCGUGAGGCCACCCACCAGCUUCUUCAAUAAACCCAGCCUACAAGGGCAUGAGGGAGUCUACCUGGGGAAGGUGACCUUGAGUAGCUCCGCUAGGCUGGAUGCCCUUGAGGUAAACUACUAUGAGCUGCAGCUGCAGUACAGAUGUGGUAACUUUGUGGCGGAUGGAUCACUCUUCGUUCAUGUGCAGCGGGACCCUGGGCGUAUCCAUUGUACUGGUGCAUUUGCCAGCCCAGCUGGGGAAUUCAUUUAUGUGCCAGAGACAGUCACACCUGGGGCCCUGCUGUACACUCUGUUGCUGCCAGGCCUAGGAGUCCGGAGAGCCCAGAUAAACAUUACCAGUGCCCAAGACCCUCCAUUCUUCCCCGGACCUUUCUCCAUCGACGAGCAGGGACUGCUGCGGGCGCCACCCCAGGGCCUCCAAGGCCAGGCUCAAAAGACCUUCCAGCUGCAGAUUUUAGUGUCCUUAGGAAAAAGGCAAAUCUGCAAAGGAAUGCUGACAGUGAAGGUUUUGCCUACACCCUCCAGCCGAGUCUCCUUCCAACAGAAGGCCCAGAGUAUUACCAUCGCAGAGGAUCUGGUUCCUGGGAGCGAGGUGGUUCGGGUCCAAGCUAGGGGAUUCAACUUACUCUAUGAAAUCAUCUCCCCACGGCCCAGUUCACUCUACUCUAUUGGACAAGCUGACGGGGUAGUGCGGACUACCGCACCCUUGUAUUUGGCUCGCGUUCAGGGCGCGGUGGUUACAAAACUGCAGGUGAAAGCCUUUGAGAGGCUCCAGCCUUGGGCCAGUGCCGUGUCCGAUCUCACGGUUAAUGUGCGCGCGGUAAACCAGUGGCCCCCACGCUGCUAUCCAGCGCUACUGGUGACUCAAAUUCCAGAGACUGCACUUGUGGGCACUGUGCUGCACACGCUCUCCUGUGUUGACCCAGACUCUGCAAGCGCUCCCCUCCACUAUCAGCUGCAGUUCCACAGCCCUCCCAACUCUGCCAGCCUCUGUCUUCGUGACAAAAUCCUUGAGGUGAACACUACAUUGGACUGUGACGCUCCUGAGGCUUGCUUCCAGCAUUCAGCUUCCAUCUUGGUGUUCGAUGGUGGUCAACCCCAAAUGACCACUGAGGUUCCAGUGCUGGUGAUGGUGACACCCGUCAAUGAGUUCUCCCCAGCCUGUGUCUCACGCACGUUCCGGGUUCGGGAGGAUGCAGGGCCCCACACUCUGCUGGGCUCCGUAGUGGGUACGGAUAUGGAUUACCCUCGUAACAGCAUCGAGUACUACAUCUCUGGUGGACCCUCCACCUUUUCUGUGGAUCGUCUGAGUGGAGAACUUCACCUCCUGGGGCCUUUGGACUAUGAGCAGCAGAGGUUGUACAAGAUCAUUAUUCUGCUGAUUGAUCACAGCCAAGACUGGGACCUCAACAGUCACCGAUCAGGUUCAUGUACCAUAACCAUUGAGGUUGAGGAUGUGAACGACCAUGCCCCCGAGUGUGAGCCUCCAUUUCAGGAACUCAGCAUCUCCACUCCCCUGGGUCAUAGCACAGAGGUGACUAAGGUGUCAUGUUGGAUCCCACAAGAGCCACAGCGUUUGACCCUCUCCUACAGCAUCGUGGGAGGGAAUAGCCAGAGCCGGUUUAGACUCCAAGGGACCAUCCUGGUGUACAAUGGCACUGUGUUGGGGCCCCCAUGGCCAGAGCAACCCUGCACCUAUGAGUUAUUGAUCCAUGUUGCUGAUGUGGGCCCUUCCAUCCCCCACCUCAGCACCACAGCCACCAUCAUUGUGCAUCUAGCUCCUUGGAAGGCCAGCACGGUGGCCACCAGCACUCACCAAAGCACAGUGUCCUCAACAAUGACACCCCUGAUUGUGACAGAUGUAGAGGCUUUCUGGAAGCCAGAGCCCUGGUUUGUGGUAGUGCUGACAGCAACUGGUGCAGUUCUCCUCCUGGCUCUGGGUUGGCUCCUCAGCAGGAUCCUUCGGGGGUUGGCCCAGUCACUACAAGCACCAAGCAAACCAGCCAGAGCUCAGUUGCUAAACAGCAUCCAGGGAAGUGAAGGCUCUAUUGGGAGGCAAAUGGAAGCACCAAGGGUGGAGAUGUCCCAGGUACCCAGAACUGCCAUGAGUCUGCAACAUUUUGAUGGCAGAGCCCAAGAUGUCUGUAAUACAGGGAGAUAUGACCUGUUCAGCACCCUCACUGGAGCCCGGCGUUGGCUGUGAGGGCGAGCAGCGGCUUUGCUAUGUGGGGAGUUCC
This is a messenger RNA of Arvicanthis niloticus (Nile rat), 2401 nucleotides long. It is a transcript of the gene Cdhr4, whose product is annotated as cadherin related family member 4. Gene Ontology annotation, biological process: multicellular organism development; homophilic cell-cell adhesion; cell migration. The record is from RefSeq and is a predicted model, not a curated record. Gene Ontology annotation, cellular component: plasma membrane; catenin complex. Gene Ontology annotation, molecular function: cadherin binding; beta-catenin binding; calcium ion binding. NCBI's taxonomy places the organism in Eukaryota, Metazoa, Chordata, Mammalia, Rodentia, Muridae.